AUGUCUAUGUUUGGAAAAGGAGAAGGUCCAGCUAUUGGUAUAGAUCUUGGAACAACUUACUCAUGCGUUGGCGUCUGGCAACACGGUCAUGUUGAGAUCAUAGCCAAUGACCAGGGCAACAGAACAACGCCUUCUUACGUUGCUUUUACGGAUACUGGGCGUUUGAUUGGUGAUGCUGCCAAGAACCAAGCCUCCAUGAACCCCAUUAACACUGUUUUUGAUGCAAAGCGCUUGAUUGGUAGGAGAUUCAACGAUGCUUCUGUCAAGAGUGAUAUGGAGUUUUGGCCUUUCAAAGUUCGUGGUGUCGACAACAAGCCAAUGAUUGUGGUCAACUACAAUAAUCAAGAGAAGCGGUUUGCUGCUGAGGAGAUAUCAUCCAUGAUUCUUGUUAAGAUGAGGGAAAUAGCAGAGGCUUAUCUUGGAUCGACAGUAAAGAAUGCUGUUGUAACGGUCCCAGCAUACUUUAAUGAUUUUCAACGUCAGGCUACAAAAGAUGCUGGGAUAAUUGCGGGUAUGAAUGUUUUACGUAUUAUUAACGAGCCUACAGCUGCUGCAAUUGCUUAUGGCCUUGAUAGAAAAUACACCACUGUUGGAGGAAAGAACGUUCUUAUUUUUGAUCUGGGAGGUGGAACUUUUGAUGUUUCCCUUCUCAAAAUUGAAGAGGGAAUUUUUGAGGUGAAAGCUACGACUGGAGAUACUCAUCUCGGGGGUGAAGAUUUUGACAAUACAAUGGUGAACUAUUUUGUACAAGAGUUCAAGAGAAAACACGAAAAGGACAUUAGUAAAAAUCCCAAAGCACUGAGGAGAUUGAGAACAUCUUGUGAGAGAGCGAAGAGAAUUCUUUCUUCCAGUACUCAAACUAUUAUUGAGAUUGAUUCUUUAUAUGAUGGCAUUGACUUUUCCUCCACAAUAACUAGAGCAAGAUUUGAGGAGCUGAACAUGGAUCUCUUUAAGAACUGUACGGAGCCUGUGGACAAGUGUUUGAAGGAUGCUAAAAUGGACAAGAGCAGCGUUCAUGAUGUUGUUCUUAUUGGUGGAUCUACUAGAAUUCCCAAGGUACAACAGCUAUUGCAGGAGUUCUUUAAUGGCAAAGAGCUUUGCAAGAGCAUCAAUCCUGAUGAAGCAGUGGCAUAUGGUGCCGCCGUACAAGCCGCAAUUUUGGGCGGUGAGGGAAAUAUUGAGAAGGUUCAAGACGUACUCUUGUUGGACGUCACUCCGCUGUCCCUUGGUAUAGAGAGUGAUAAUGGACAGAUGAGUGUUGUAGUCCCAAGAAACACUACCAUCCCCACCACGAAAGAGAGUGUCUUUACAACAGUCCAAAAUAGGCAACAAUGUGUAGAGUUUCCUGUGUAUGAGGGUGAGUCAAUAAUAGCCAAACAGAACAGAUUGUUGGGUAUAUUUGAGCUCAAAGACAUCCAAUGUGCUCCAAAGGGAGUGCCUCAGCUUAACGUUUGCUUUAACAUUGAUGCCAACGGAAUUAUGGUUGUCUCUGCCGAGGACAAAUCAACGAAGAAGAAAAGCAAGAUCACAAUCGUCAAUAACAACAAAGGCAGGCUAUCUAAGAUGGAAAUUGCGAGGAUGAUCAAGGAGGCAGAAAAGUACAGGUUUGAAGACGAGGAGAAUAAGAAGAAAUUGGAGGCUAAGGCUGCAUUGAUGGACUAUACACAUGACAUGGAGGAAAAAAUUCCUAGUCUCAGAAAGCUCAAGCGAGCGGACAAGAAGAAAUAUGAGGAUGAGGUUGCAAAGACCAGCCGGUGGCUUGACGAGAACGAGAACCGACUUGCUGAAUGCAAAGAAUACGAGGACCAGAAGAAAAAGCUUGAGAACGUUUGCAAUCGCAUAAUUGGCAAGAUGCACCAGAAUGGGUGUGGAUGAUGGUGCUCCUUUGGCCGGUAGAAGUGGCUAAUAACUUUUGUUUCAUUUGAUUUUGUUAGUAUUUGAUAUUUGAUAUAGUUUGGUUUUAGACUUUUAGUUCC
This is a messenger RNA of Rosa chinensis, 1976 nucleotides long. Its product is annotated as heat shock cognate 70 kDa protein. The coding region runs from base 1 to 1875 and encodes 624 amino acids. NCBI's taxonomy places the organism in Eukaryota, Viridiplantae, Streptophyta, Magnoliopsida, Rosales, Rosaceae. The record is from RefSeq and is a predicted model, not a curated record. Gene Ontology annotation, cellular component: cytoplasm. The transcript is spliced from 2 exons. Gene Ontology annotation, biological process: cellular response to unfolded protein; protein refolding. Gene Ontology annotation, molecular function: misfolded protein binding; heat shock protein binding; ATP-dependent protein folding chaperone.